Molecule: messenger RNA, 1872 nt
Organism: Cyphellophora europaea CBS 101466
Lineage: Eukaryota; Fungi; Ascomycota; Eurotiomycetes; Chaetothyriales; Cyphellophoraceae
Exons: 2
Coding region: 1-1872 (623 amino acids)
Biological process (GO): carbohydrate metabolic process; N-glycan processing
Cellular component (GO): endoplasmic reticulum; Golgi membrane
Molecular function (GO): calcium ion binding; mannosyl-oligosaccharide 1,2-alpha-mannosidase activity
Source: RefSeq, a predicted model, not a curated record
AUGGCAUGGAGGCGGAGGAGGGUACUGUUGGGCUGUCUCGCAGCAGCUCUGCUCUUUCUCCUCUACCGGCUUCCGGAGGGUAAGGCUACCCUGCCAGAUCCUUCCAACCGAUGGAUGAGAGCAUUACGCGGCGACAAAGAUGCCUUCCUCAUCAAAAUCGAUGGCAGCAUUGGCGACUGGGUCUCUGUUAGGGGCAGGGAAAUGUACCCUGUACAGACCUAUAUGGAGCUCCCACACAGCUCGCGAGAGCAUCCGUGGCCACAUAUACAGCACGACUUCGGCCACGGCUUUGACCCAGGUGCUCAGCUUGAUCGGCAACAGGCUGUUCUGAAUGCUUUUCGGCAUUCGUGGGAGGGUUAUAAGCAGUUCGCGUGGCUUGACGAUGAGCUCACCCCGGUUUCUGGCGGACGCAAGGCAACCUUCUCCAGCUGGGCUGCCACUUUGGUGGACUCCCUUGAUACAUUGUGGAUUAUGGGACUCAAAGACGAUUUUGUUGAUGCUGUCAAUGCUGUUAGUGGCAUCGACUUCCAUACCCCUGAUAAUGUCCCCAUCAACGUCUUCGAGACCAAUAUCCGGUACCUCGGAGGCUUCCUCGGCGCGUACGAUAUAAGCAAUGGAUCAUACCCCAUCCUUCUCCGGAAGGCAGUGGAGGUAGCUGACAUGCUACUAGGUGCCUUCGACACAUACAAUCGCAUCCCCAUCUCACAUUGGCACAAGAAAUACGGCGAGAAAGCUGAGCCCGAGACUACAAUUGCCGAGCUCGGCUCUCUUUCUCUCGAGUUUACCCAUCUCUCUCAACUAACUUACGACAUGAAGUACUACGAUGCUAUCACUCGCAUCACCGACUGUCUUGAAGCACAGCAAAUGUCUACCCGCCUUCCAGGCCUCUUUCCCCAGACCGUCUCCGGUCGCGACUGUAACAUGCACCGCGACUUCACCUUUUCUCUUGGUGCAUUCGCCGACUCGUUCUACGAAUAUCUGCCAAAAAUGCAUCAACUCAUGCACGGCGGAAAUCCCAGCUACGAGACGAUGUAUCUGCGCUCCCUCGCCCCCAUCACUGCGCACUUGCUUGCCAAGCCAAUGACACCCUCCUCUGCCGACAUUUUGUUCCCUCUUACCUAUAAAGCAAACCAACCACAUCCUGCGUCUGUUCCACAGAUGCAACACCUCGCUUGCUUCGCCGGCGGCAUGUUCGCCCUAGGGUCUCGCCUCUUCUCACGCCCCGCCGACCUUGACACCGCCCGCCAACUCACCCAGGGCUGCAUCUGGGCGUACAACGCCACACCGACAGGGAUCGCGCCCGAGCAGUUCCACUUCCUCCCCUGUCCGUCUCCCCAAGGACCCUGUCCCUGGAACGAGUCCGCCUGGAAGGAGGCGCUCUGGCAACAGAAUUCGCUUGAUGCGUCCCUGGCAGACCGCAAAUUGCCGUUCGACGAGCGGGUCACUAUGGCGGUCGAGCGCACCAGCUGUCCGAAAGGCAUGACGGGAUUGGGCAAUAAGGGUUACCGCCUGCGGCCGGAGGCGAUCGAGUCAAUUUUUCUGCUGUACAGAAUUACAGGCGACGAGAGCCUACGAGAUGAUGCUUGGCGCAUGUUCCAAGCUAUUGAGAAGCAGACAAGGGCGGAGUUUGGGUAUUCGACUAUCGAUGACGUGACACUCCCGGCCGCAGUGAUUGGAAACGAUGAAGGAGAGGUUGAUAAGACGACCGGCAGGCGGAGGGUGCAUAGGAAACUGGACAGAAUGGAAACGUUCUGGACGGCAGAGACGCUCAAGUACUUCUACCUGAUCUUUGGGGACGCGGACGUGGCCAGUUUGGACGAAUUUGUAUACAACACUGAGGCGCACCCUUUUCGGCUCAUGGCAACCGAGUAG